Molecule: messenger RNA, 612 nt
Organism: Alternaria arbusti
Lineage: Eukaryota; Fungi; Ascomycota; Dothideomycetes; Pleosporales; Pleosporaceae
Exons: 2
Coding region: 1-612 (203 amino acids)
Source: RefSeq, a predicted model, not a curated record
AUGGCGCCUCGGAAGCGCGUACAAAAGCCUCGUGCCGACGCACCAUCUAACGAAAAGAAGACGCGCGAUAUCCGAGCUCAACGCAGGGAAGCAGUGCGCGAGCAGAUCCUUCGCGAAAAGGUUCCCCCAAAUGAAGUUCCUCGCGAGGACGUUCCUCAAGGCCAAGCUCGCCGCGAUAAGAUCACUUCACUCAACGCUCUCAACUCACCCCUCCUUCGCCUGCCGGCCGAAAUCGGGAACGUCAUCUUCCUUUGCGUCUUCACCGGCAUGGAGUAUACAUUUGACGAAUACUGCUGGGAGGAUCCCGAGACUCAGUGCCUGUACUCGUUCGACGAAUGUAAUCUGGGUCUCAUCGCUGCGUCGCGCCAACUCCAUGCCGAGACAGGCCUCCUCCCGUAUAAGCUCGGCUUCUUCAAUUUCCUGUUCAGGGUUUCCAAGGGCAAAUGGUCAUACUGUGUGGAGAGGUUUAUGGAGAACAGAACCAGGGAACAAGAGCUGGUUAUGGACGAUAAGAACAUGGCCGUUUGCCAACUCGGUAAGCAGGAAGGAGGUGAUCGUUACUAUCACGGUGCAUCAGCUUGGGACAAUCCAUAUCUUGUUAGGGGAACAUAA